CAAAACGGAACAAACGAGAUUUCUCCACGUAACGGAAGCGUGUGUUUUAUCUCAAUAACUGUGUGGAAAAAGUGAUUUAAAAUCGUAUUCUUUGAAAUGUUUUUGUAAAAUUAGAAACCAUAUCGAAGUAAUAGUGAUUAUAAACAUUUGAUCGACCCCUUGGCCAGAAUGAAGCCGCUGGGUCUUCCUUUGAUAUUUCUACUAGCAGUCGGUGUGUUAGGUGUAGAUAGGAAUAAUUUUAAGACAUGUGAUCAGUCUGGUUUUUGUAAACGGCUGCGACCAUUCAAACCGGAGAAGUCUCAGUAUACACUUAAUUUGGAUACAGUUAUAGUCCACGGAAAUGUUUUAUCCGCAGAGGUUACUACUGCGAAUACGGAGGCUGAAAAGAAAGUUCCAUUGUGGAAAUACUCCUUAACACUCUCAGCACUAGUAGAUGGAACAUUCAGGAUUCAAGUUGAUGAGGCUGACCCCAUCUAUCCUCGUUAUAGAACACAACUGGCUCUUGAUGGAGAACCUAAGGCUGAUGGACUUCAAUUAGUGUCAAAGGAGGGUGGUAAACUAACAUUGACCAAUACUCAAGGUCACAAAGUCUUGAUAACUGCGGAGCCCCUCAAGUUUGAGUUCCUAGAUCAGAAUGGUGAUGUAGCAGUGGUUAUUAAUGAGAACUCACAGCUUCUCAUCGAACCGCUGAGACUGAAGCGUGAGAAAAAUGAUGAAGAUGAAGAAAAUGCGGAGAAAGCUGUUGAAGUUGAGGAAGAAGGUACUUGGGGAGAGAAUUUCAAGUCACAUCAUGACAGCAAGCCACGAGGGAAUGAGGCUGUCUCUCUCGAUGUCUCCUUCCCAGAUGCCGAUCAAAUCUAUGGUAUACCGGAACAUACGGACAAGUUUGCCCUCCGUACAACGACGUCCCGUGAACCGUACCGACUGUACAAUUUGGAUGUGUUUGAAUACGAAUUGGACAGUAGGAUGGCGAUAUAUGGAGCUGUACCUGUCUUAUAUGCACAUGGAUCAAAACGCACAGUGGGUGUGUUCUGGCACAACUCAGCGGAGACCUGGGUGGAUGUUGUCAACUAUGCUGACGGGACAGUUGUCUCCUCACUCGUCAAUCUGGUCACUGGUGGCCAUAAGAGACGUGUUGAUGCAAGGUUUAUAAGUGAAUCAGGUAUUGUGGAUGUGUUUGUGAUGCUGGGCAACAAGCCGGCUGAUGUGUUCCGACAGUACACAAAGCUCACUGGAGUAGCUCCAUUGCCACCGAAAUUCUCAUUGGCUUACCAUCAGUCGCGAUGGAAUUACGUGGACGAGGCAGAUGUGCGCGGUGUUGAUGAAAACUUUGACGUCCAUGACAUCCCUGCUGACGUCAUCUGGCUAGACAUCGAGUACACGGACAGAAAGAAGUAUUUUACCUGGGAUUCUGAGAAAUUCCGUCAUCCAGCGGAGAUGGUGGCAAAUCUGACAGCCAAGGGUCGUCGUCUGGUUGUCAUCAUAGACCCACAUAUCAAAAGGGAAGCUGGAUACUUCUUACAUGAAGAUGCGACAGAACAAGGCCUAUAUGUCAAAGAUAAAGAUGGAAAUAUUUAUGAAGGUUGGUGUUGGCCUGGCUCAUCAUCUUACCUGGACUUCUUCAACCCGGCUGCUUCCAAGUACUACUCAGAGAGAUAUAGAUUUGAAAACUUCCCGGGAACCAGCAAAGAUGUUCACAUCUGGAAUGAUAUGAAUGAACCUAGUGUAUUCAACGGUCCAGAGAUCACAAUGCCUAAAGACUGUAGACAUUACAAGCCACCUCAAGACGGACAAGAUGGACUUGCUUCUUACUGGGAACACAGACAUAUCCACAAUGAGUAUGGUCUAUGGCAGAUCAGAGCCACCAAUGAGGGUAUGUUGGAGCGAGCUGACCACAAGUACAGGCCCUUCAUACUGACCAGAUCUACGUUUGCUGGUACACAGAGAUAUGCGGCUGUAUGGACGGGGGACAACGCGGCUGAGUGGGGCUUCCUGCAGGCUUCAGUGCCAAUGUGCCUGUCUCUCGCCGCUGCUGGAGUCAGCUUUUGCGGUUCUGAUGUGGGCGGUUUCUUCAAGUAUCCUGAACCUGAACUGAUGACCAGGUGGUAUCAGGCUGGUGCAUACCAAGCGUUCUUCCGCGCACACUCGCACAUAGAGACAAAGAGACGUGAGCCCUGGCUGUACGAGCCCUCCACUACUGCACUACUCAGAGACGCUGUCAGGAGGAGAUACGCACUGCUUGACUUCUGGUACACUUUAUUCUACGAGCACACAUUGGAUGGCACUCCGGUGACGAGGCCAUACUUCCAGGAGUACCCCAAUGAAGAGGAGACAUACACCAUUGAUGAUCAGUAUUUAUUGGGUGACAAACUGCUUGUCCGUCCAGUACUGGAGGCGGGUGCGAAGAGUGUCAAGGUGUACCUGCCCGGCCGUGAUACCAACACGCUUUGGUACGACGUCGACUCGUACCAAGUGCAUAAAGCUAACGGGUAUUUCAAUCAGGAAGUUAAUAUUGCUAAGAUCCCAGUGUACCAGCGCGGUGGAUCAGUAGUGCCGCGUCGUGAGCGUGUGCGCAGGUCCUCCACACUGAUGGCCAAUGACCCCUUCACAUUGGUUGUGGCGUUGGAUGCCAAUAACACAGCGCAAGGCUCCCUCUACAUUGAUGACGGAGAAACAUAUGAAUACAAGAAUAAUAAAUACAUCUACGCCAAGAUAUCUUACGAACCUAAACAGAUGACAUACACGCUCGUGAAUCCAUCCGCGCAGUUCUCCUCCCGGGCUUGGAUCGAGCGCAUUGUGAUAGCGGGCAUUAGGGCUGCGCCCCGCACCGCGCGCCUGCACCACGGGGGGCGAAGCACCGCGCUGCAGAUGACGCUGCACCGGGGUAAUGACGUCCUUGUCAUACGGAAGCCCGGGGCUCCGGUCUCCGAAGACUGGUCCAUACAAUUCGCAGAGUAAAUGCGGGUACUUGGAAAAGGGGGUAAAAUAAUUUAUUGACACCUCCUAACAAUGUCACACGA
Papilio xuthus (Asian swallowtail) is the source of this 3020-nucleotide messenger RNA. RefSeq names its product glucosidase 2 subunit alpha (gene GCS2alpha). The coding region runs from base 169 to 2958 and encodes 929 amino acids. The transcript has 20 exons. Gene Ontology annotation, molecular function: alpha-glucosidase activity; carbohydrate binding. The record is from RefSeq and is a predicted model, not a curated record. Lineage: Eukaryota; Metazoa; Arthropoda; Insecta; Lepidoptera; Papilionidae. Gene Ontology annotation, biological process: carbohydrate metabolic process; N-glycan processing.